ACGAUGCAGACUUUCACUUACUAGGAUACGUGCCGUUUCAAUCUCACUAAAACGACGUGCAGCUCACUUGUCUCCAUGUUGAACGCUGUGUCGUCUCUCUCUCCCCACAAAGCCGCCAGUGUGCAAAGCGCCUCCGUUUUCAUUUUCCGGCCCCCAAAUAUUUUUAUACUUUCCCGCCUCGCCAAAUCUCUUUGUAAAUCGUUUCAUCAGCUGAUAAGCGAAUCGACACAAACCCUAAAACCGCAGAAUGUCGACGUGGCAGCUAUUACCCGAUUCAAGCGGCGACGGUUUCCGGUGGAAUGCAGCUGGCCGGAUUCUUCAGUCUGGCAAAUCCGAUUCUCCGCCAACCGCAGCUCCCCCUCUACCUUCCAUGGCGGAUCUCUUGCUCCGAGGAUGCUCGAAACUUAUAGAACCAGAGGAAUCGAAGCCAACAAUGUUCACGACUGCUCUGGGCAAAUCUGUAGCUCUUAAAGAGUCUUCGAUUUCCAGAGCCAAAUCGAUUUUAACAGAUUCAGACGAUAUCGCUCGGUUUGGUGUUCCCAACUCUUGUUUCCAGACUGCUUCUAACAAGAAGGUUAAUGUGUCUUCUGCUGGUAUGGCAAGAGCCAAGGCAUUGUUAGGACUAGAAGAAGAUGAUGAUUUUAGUGGAUUCAAACACGUGAACCACCGUUUGCCUUCUUCCCACCAGCAACAUGGGUUAACAACUCCUGAGACGUUUGGUGCUCAGAAUCGUUCUGUAACUCCAGGAGGACAUUAUGUACCUGGGAAAAGAUCUGAAAUUUUGAGUUCAUCUCCAAAGGUUCCUCAAACAAAGUUUCAAACUGCUGGUGGGAGAUCAUUGUCAGUGUCUGUGGAAGCCUUGAAUCGUGCCAGAAGCCUUCUUGGGGACCCUGAGUUAGGGCCUUUCUUUGACGAUGUACAUCACUUUGUUACACCACAGAAAGAUAAAUGGAUAGGUGGUGAUAUUGCUCAUGAGAGCAACAAGCAUACUUCAAAUAGUUUCAUAUCUCCUCUUCAAUCAUCUUCAAAGCAAUUCAGAUCAGUCAAAUUGGAGGACGUAGCUUCAGGGGUUAAUUUGAUCAACAAAUUUGAUGCGGCUGUUGAUGAGACACAUGGUAACAGGCCUUUAGCAUCUGAUAAGGCAGUUAACAAUACCAUGGGAACCGGUUUCAUUCCAAGAUCUACACAAUUUGGAAGGCAAGCUCACCAGCCACUUGUCGAUAUCACAAAUCGCAAUCAUAUAGCUCAUGCUAACAAUAGACAAGAAAGUAGCCAAAAGAAAAGACUGGGAAAGACAGUCUCCGUUCCUCCUUUUAAAAGGCCGAGAACCUCCUCCUUUAAAUCUCCUCUAAUGAAAAAUGACCAGCAUCCUUCAAAUGGUUUUUCUGUAGUAUCUUGUGAUACACAAUAUUCCAAAAGGGUGUUUUCUACAAGAACUGAAGAAAGGUCUCCAAGAAUAUAUAUCAAGGAUUAUUUUGGAAUGCGUCCAAGAGCUACGACCAAGAUGGCUGUGCCAGAACAUGUCAGAAGAAUCAAAUCAAGUAAUGCAGAGAAAUAUGUAUUUGGUGAUGUGUCUUCUUCAAGCGUGGUGGGAGCUGAAACUUUUCAUCAGAUGUUGGCAGAAUCUGGUGCUUCUUUACAAUGUGCAUCUAGAGAGUGGGUCACCAAUCACUACAGGUGGAUAGUCUGGAAACUCGCAUGCUACGAGACAUACUACCCAGCCAAAUGCAGAGGAAACUUUCUGACGAUCACCAAUGUCCUCCAGGAACUAAGAUAUAGAUAUGAGAGAGAGGUCAAUCAUGGUCACUGCUCUGCAAUAAAGAGGAUUCUGAGUGGUGAUGCUCCAGCUUCUUCAAUGAUGGUGCUCUGCAUAUCUGCUAUUAAUCCAAAGGCUCGAGAAACACAUGGUUCUGAUAGUGGCAGCAAUGUGAAAAUAGAACUCACUGAUGGGUGGUAUUCGAUAAAUGCUGCUCUGGAUGUCAUGCUGCAAAAACAGCUGAAUGCUGGAAAAUUGUUUAUCGGGCAGAAGCUUCGGAUUCUUGGGGCAGGACUUUCUGGCUGGACUACCCCAACAUCACCUCUUGAGGCAGUGAUUUCGAAUACAAUCUAUUUGUUGUUGAAUAUUAAUGGGACAUACAGAGCUCACUGGGCGGACCGACUAGGAUUCUGUAAAGAAGUUGGUGUCCCUCUGGCUCUCAACUGUAUCAAGUGCAAUGGGGGCCCUGUGCCUAAAACGUUAGCUGGAAUUACACGAAUAUACCCUAUCCUAUACAAGGAAAAGUUAGGUGAAAAGAAGUCAGUAGUUCGAUCAGAGAGGAUGGAAUGGAGAAUGAUCGAGCUGCAUAACCAGAGGCGCUCAGAUCUUAUAGAGGGUCUUAUAUGUGAGAACCAGGGAGGAAUCAAUGGUGUCGACAGCCAGAACGAUACUGACAGCAAAGAAGGAGCCAAGCUCUUUAAGCUGUUAGAGUCUGCUGCUGAACCUGAUUUCCUAAUGGCAGAUAUGAGUAUGGAAGAGUUGAACUGUUUCAACAGAUAUAAAGAAAAGUUUGAGGCGGCCAUGGAAAAAAAGAUGGAAAAAUCAGUUGCAAAAGCUCUGGAAGACGCUGGCUUAGGUGAAAGGGAUGUCACUCCAUUCAUGAGGAUUAGGCUUGUUGGACUGACGAGCUUAAGUUAUGAUGGACACCCAAAUCCAAAAGAAGCCAUUUUAACAAUCUGGAAUCCAACGGAGACACAGAGAACCGAGUUGACAGAGGGGAAAAUAUACGCAAUGAAGGGGCUAGUACCAAUGAACAUAGAUUCAGAAACACUGUACUUACAUGCCAGAGGAUCCAGCUCAAGAUUGCAGCCUUUGUCUCCAAAAGCUUCUGAAAGAUUUCAGCCCUUUUUCAACCCCCGUAAAUCGAUGUCAUUGUUGGAUCUUGGUGAAAUUCUUCUUGGAAGUGAAUUUGAUAUGGCGGCGUACGUUGUAUAUGUUGGAAAUGCGUACACGGAUGUUGACCAAAAGAAGCAGUGGGUGUUUGUUACAGAUGGAUCCUUACAAUAUUCAGAUUCAGGGAAAAUCGCAAAUAGUCUUCUCGCUAUAAGCUUCCGCACAUCAUCCAUGGAUGACCUCCACAGCCCCCUCAUUAGCCAUAAUCUUGUCGGAUCUGUGGUAGGGUUCUGCAAUCUAAUAAAAAGAGCCAAUGAUGUGGAAAACGAUAUGUGGGUUUGUGAAGCGAUGGAGAACUCGGACUACUUCUUAAACGCAGAUCCUGCUUGCCCUUCUCACCUUAAAACCAGCAGUGGCCAUAUCCAAAUAUGGGCUAACCUCUCUUUUUCUAAAUCCAUCAUCGACCAACUUCGGCAGAGAGCUCUAUUUAUUGUCGGUGCUUGUUAAUUAUAUCAUGCACAAGGCGUAUUGCAUACAUAUAUCAUAUAUUUUGGGAUAGUUAAGGCCAAUUAGAUCCGUGAGUAACGAUAAACAUAAUGAUAUUUUUAGCCCCCGUACUUGGUAAUCUCCUCAAAGACAACAUUGUAAGAAAGGUGUCGUGUGUUUGCCUUUUGAACUUUGAAUACGUCUCUCUUAGGGUAAUUUUAAUGAUUUAGGAUUCACCAAAUCCCACUAGAAUUUUGUUUUUUAAAAACUGUUUUUUUAAUUGAACUCUACAAUAGUUACACAUACUCAAAAUUACAUAACUCCAAAACAAUGUUUUUAAACUCAGACUCAACUGAUAGUUAGACUGGGUUAAAUUGUAAACUGGACAGAAUCUUGGUUGGUGGUUGCAUAAAGAUAUCGCGGUGGUCGCUUUUAUAAGAAGAUCGAUUUUCGGUGCCCUUAUGUUUGAAAGAGCGAUAUAACAACUCCAUGCUUUUCAGGACAUGAAAAAGAUAGUACUCCCUCCGUUCCCGAAAAUAAGAUGUUUUAGAUUUUUUACUUGUUCCACAAAGAUAUAUUUUCUAUAUGUUUAAGAUACUUUUUUAUACUUUUAAGAAACAUUAAAUAAAAAUAUUUGAAUUGAUUAAAUUUCAUUGGUGAAAAGUUAUUGAAAAGUGUAUAAUAAAAUAAAAUAAAAAAAUAAAUUAUAAACAUUUAUUGAAUUCUUAAUAAGCGUGAAUACUUUAGAAAAACAUUUCUAAAAAACAACCUUAAAACUUCAAACAUAAAGUUUUACUAAGAGAAAUCUCAAAACCUCUAAUUAUAAGGUUUUAUACAAUGAAACUUUAUAUUUGAGAUUUCACUAUACAAAACUUUAUAUUCGAGGUUUCAUAUUUUUUUUAGUCUAUGUAUUUAUAUCUUUAAAAAACUUUUGAUAACUUUCUUGUUUAUCAUUUUAGUCCAUACAAUUCUAUAUCUUUUAUAUAUUUAUAUAUGUUCUUAUAAAUUUAACUUUUACAUAUAAAUUUAAAUAAACAUAUAAAUGUUUAAAUAAAAAACAAAGCAUAAUAUAACGACAAGAUGCAUUAUAUUGCAUAGCAUGAUAAUUGAAGAUGAGCGAGACAUCAACGCACCGAUUAGAGAUGCAAGAGCGGUGCCGGUGCUACAAGUUGAAACGGCAAUUAACGAAAAUAUUCGGUUUCAAAACUUUUUGGCUCGUAAUCUACAAAUAGAAAAUAAAGAAGCUCAUUUAUUGCUUCGAAAUGCAUUAAUUGAUCAUAUACGAAAUGCACUAUGGGAAUAAUAAUAAUAAUAGUAAUGUAUUUUUAAGUCUUUUAUUUAUAUGUACUAUAUGCUAUUAGAAUGUAAUAGUUUAUUAAUAAAUAUUGUCUAUAAUACUUUUGAUGUAUGAUUUUAGCUGUUAUAAAAGUUUUAUGCUUUUAUUUGAUUCUUGUCUAAAGUAAGGACUAUAAUGUAAAAAUAUAAACAAAUUGAGGUUUUUUUUAAGGUUUACCAUUGGAGAAGGUCACCCCAAACCUCAAAUAUAAGGUUUAGCAAACCUCAAAUAUAAGGUUGUUCUUGCAGAUGUUCUAAUAAUAUAUAUUUUUUGGAUCAAGAACACAUUCAUCAAAUAUUAACAAGAUUUUUUUUGGGCAAUUCUCCUUAAUAGCCCCUUUUAACUUUGUAUCUCUAAAUCAGACUCUCAAACUGAAAAUAACCUAAAUAACCUUCAUCAAGUGUCAAAAGUCUACAAUGCCCUUCUUUUAAUUGUAAUUAGAUGAAACAAUUAAUAAAUUGCAACCACGAAAAAUAAACGACGACGAAGGACUCUUGAAGUCAUCUUCGACGACGAGCUCCGGCGACAAAGGAAACAAUGAUUCUCAUUGUCGACGAAGCAAGCUGUGUGAAUCUAACAUGGAUAGCAGAAUCGGAGUUACAAAUAAUGAAUUUCAGGAAACUUCGUUUACAUAUAACUUUGGCUUAAAGAGGAAGAUGAUCUCGUGACUUUACUUUUUGGUCUCUGAUGCUUUGUAGAACUCAAUUUUGAAACCGCCUCCUUCAUACGUACAGCCAGCCUUCUCUAGAAGACCGUUAUCCAAGUAGGGAAGGGCUUGGAUUUGAUCCAUCCUAACACAAACUUAAUCUGCUAAUUCUGUAAUAAUAAUAAUACAACAAGAUUUGUUCUACUAAUCUUUUUACAGAGUGAAAUUUUUUAUUCUUUUGAAUCAAA
Messenger RNA from Brassica napus (rape), 5585 nucleotides. RefSeq names its product protein BREAST CANCER SUSCEPTIBILITY 2 homolog B. Gene Ontology annotation, biological process: double-strand break repair via homologous recombination; regulation of DNA-templated transcription. Bases 248 to 3376 code for a protein of 1042 amino acids. Lineage: Eukaryota; Viridiplantae; Streptophyta; Magnoliopsida; Brassicales; Brassicaceae. The transcript has 22 exons. The record is from RefSeq and is a predicted model, not a curated record.